GAAACAUCGUAUGGACGGAAAAUAUUUUCCGACAAACCACAAACAUUAAUACAGAUAUUUUUCUACAUUUUCAUAGCUACAAUGGAGGAAAAUAUCGUACCGAUUCAAAAUGCGUUUUGGCAAAAUGUUCAGUCCGAAGUAUGGGUGGCACUGGAUCAGUUUAGACAAUCCGGACGGAGACUCACGAAAAAAUUCAUUGACAGUUUUAGAAAACAGACCCAUUUACGAGUGACUGACACAUGCCAACGAUAUAUAAACGAAUCAAAACGGAAACUGCUAAGCUCAAUGGCCAAAACGGCAACAAAAGCAGAAACUUCAAAGGUCGAAGAUGUAAAGAAUGUCAGCAAAGCAACCGAACAACCGAAAAAGCGACAAAAUGAAGGUACUUCUUCGUCAACUCAGCCUCCUUUUAAGAAGCAGCGAAAAGCGGAGCUUAAAAUGGAUGAUCACGGAAGUGACGAUAAAAUCGACAUACAUGAUGACUUGCUGUGCACAACUUUCUUUUGUGUUCAUUGUUUGGACGACAAAAACCCGGCAAAAUCUUUCAGCGGAACGAUUGAUGAUGUGUACAGCCAUUGGUUGGCCAAACAUGCGGACGAAUUGCUCUCAAAGCCUUUCAAUUUCUACGCUGUGGCUUCAGUCGGGUGUUUUUACUGCAAAAAAGGUUGGCAUGUAUCACGAGCUGGUGCAACAUCACGAGGACAAACAUGCUGGCCAACAAUUUGCGAUUGUUAACCGUGGUGAUCGCGAUCAAUGUGGCUUGUGCCGCUCCGAAAACGAUGACAUGACAAACCAUUUCAAAGUGGAACAUGAUAUGAAGUCAGUGCCCAAGAUAUUCAAUCCGAUUUGCUACACAGAGAAAUUGAUCGACGAACUCCUGAAAGUCAAUACACAUAUGAAGUAUCAAUGCGAGAAAUGCAAUCAACUGUUCGCAACACAAGUUGAAAUCGCCGUACACUUCGCAAAUUCACACAAUGGUGAAACAGUUCAAUCGAAAGAGCUUAAAAACCAUGGAAGCACACCAGAUCACUUGAUUUGCGGCUAUUGCCAGGGAAAGGUCGAUUAUGCACGAUAUUCGAGCCACUUUUGGGACCAUUCAUACAAUUUCUCUUGCUCGAAAUGCAAAUAUGAGUCGACGAAUUUGUCUGAAAUGAUUUAUCAUGAAAAGUGCCGACACCAAAUUGACACAGUGAACAUGCAUCGCGAACUAUUCGUAAAUCAACUGAAAAAUCACUUUUUCAAGUCGAAUAUAGUAUGGGCCAAUGGUUUGACUCUCGAAGAACAAAAUGUGAGCGGAACGAAGUUUGAUGGCAGCAAAUCAUUUAACACGUUUAUCGACGGGUUUUUCAAUUUCAUGACGAAAGAAGCGAAGAAGAAGAUCGAAUUGAACGCGAGCGAGUGUUCAACAUCGCAAAGUGCUCGAUCACAAGCUGAUUCAGCCACAACAUCCAGUGGACGACAUUCUACAGAUCCCAAUCAGUCAACUAUCAGUUACGAGCUGAUUAAGCAGCGUAAGCUCGUUAGAAGUGUUUACGUCCAUGGCAUUAGAAGUACCGUCAAAAGUCCGAUGGAAACCUUCUUGAAAUUGUGUCAAAUGAUGGGUGCGCAAGUGAUGGGUGUGAACCGCUCUGACAUAGAAGCAAUUUACCAGCGCGAUGAUGCAAUAAUUGUGAAAUUCCAUGUUUUGAAAGUAAAAAAAUGGUUUAUAUCACUAACGAGUGGUCAGUCCAUUCGCUCGAACUUACUAUUUCCACUGCCCAGUGGCCAGAUUCCAUGGAAAGUUUACAUUCGAAAUUCCAUGACACCAUUUUACCAUGAUAUUCAUGCGGCGGUGGUAAAAUUGAAACAAGAAAAUCGUUUGUAUGCAUAUGACCUGUGCGAAAAUGGAUUUGCGAUCAAAAUGACAGCUAAUGACCAUACUGAACACAUCAUACAAUCAAAAGAGCAAUUGAUGGAUUUGGUUAAAUAUGGAAAAGUUCGAAAAGCGAAGUGAAAAACCAUUUCAUCUCUUUACUUCUAAUAUUUUUAAUUUUUCCUUUUAUUCUACGAAUGGCUUUACAAAACAAUUGUGCUAAGGCUAGAUUCGCUACAGUUAACUGCAACCAUUCCUUUCAUUUUGCAAAAUCAACAAAAACAACAAUUUUUUAAUGAACAGGCUUCCAGCUU
Molecule: messenger RNA, 2166 nt
Organism: Sitodiplosis mosellana (orange wheat blossom midge)
Lineage: Eukaryota; Metazoa; Arthropoda; Insecta; Diptera; Cecidomyiidae
Exons: 4
Coding region: 82-735 (217 amino acids)
Source: RefSeq, a predicted model, not a curated record